GUUUCUUUGUUAAUGGUUGGAAAGAAAGGAAUGAAAAGUACUGCAAAUAAACCUGUCCAGUUUAGUUAUCGAACGAAGAUACUUAUCAUGCCAUCAUGUUGCUAUCAACCUUUAUUUCAAGAGAUUUCAUUCAAUUGAACAAUCAAAUUGCAUUAAUCAAUUGAUUACUGAGUUACCUGACCUCUAUAGGGAUUAUUAUGAACUGCUGAUAUCAGAGAUAAUAUCAAGUUAUACAGCUGAAGUCAGCUUUGUAAACAAGCAACAAGAAAAGGUUGUUGGUGACAGUUGUUGAGAUAAUUUUUCCUUCAUUCUUUAGUUGUUUGUGUUGACUUUUUCCUAAUUCUGACUUGUGUUACCAUUUCAAGUUUCUAUGUAAUUAGUGGGGAUAAAAGAUUUUUGUCUUUCCAUUUUAAAUAAACAUUGGAAAUCGAAAAUGGAUCCGUUGAUCGGCUUAUUUGGCCAUAAAAGUUCUAACUGUUCUAGUGGACACUUGGAGGGUAACUGUGAAUUUGACGAUGAUACAGGAGGAUUAAUGGUUGACAACAGCAGCGAUUCUUCUAAUAGCAUUAACUAUCUACCUCCUGAAUGUGCAGAAGGUAAUAUUGAGUACAAAUUAAAAUUAAUUAAUCCGUCGCAAAGUAGAUUUGAACAUUUGGUCACACAGAUGAAAUGGAGACUCAGAGAAGGUCAUGGAGAAGCUAUCUAUGAAAUUGGUGUUGAAGAUAAAGGUUUAUUGGUUGGUUUAACUGAGGAAGAAGCAGAUUCUUCCCUCCGAACCUUAUAUUUGAUGGCUGAGAAACUUGGAGCAACUGUUACAAUCUUAAGGGAAAAGAUUGUCAGCCCAGCAACGAGUUCAACCAAGAGAAAAGUGAUGGAAGUUUUAAUCAGACGAGUUCCUGAUGAUCAAGGAUCGAUUGAACUUCGAGUUGCUGUUUUAGGAAACGUCGAAGCUGGAAAAAGUACCUUACUUGGUGUACUGACUCAAGGUGAGCUUGAUAAUGGUCGUGGAAGUGCUCGACUUAAUCUUUUCCGACAUCGCCAUGAAAUUCAAAGUGGCCAUACAUCAUCCAUUAGUCGAGAAAUUUUGGGUUUCGAUAGUCGAGGAUGCCCUGUAACGUAUAAUGUUUGCCGAACCCCUGAAGAAAUUUAUGAAUCAUCUUCUAAGUUAAUAACAUUUAUAGACCUUGCUGGUCACCAGAAAUAUCUAAGAACUACUAUAUUUGGAUUGAUGGGACAUUCUCCCCAUAUUGCAAUGCUAGUAGUUAGCGCAGUUGCCGGUCUUGCCGGGACAACACUAGAACACCUUGGGUUAGCGUUGGCCUUGGAUGUGCCAAUAGUCAUUGUUGUUAAUAAAGUUGAUCUCUCUACCAGUGAAACUACCAAGGACACUCUCAACAAACUUGAAUCUUUACUUAAAUCACCGGCCUGUAAAAAGCUUCCAAUCAUAAUUAACUGUAAAGAUGAUGCAAUUACUGCUGCCAGUUCGAUGGCAUCCAAUAUCACACCGAUAUUUAAAGUGUCUUGUUUAAAUGGCACUGGACUUGACCUCUUAUAUACUUUUCUCAAUGUGUUCUCUCCAUGCCUAAGCAAUAAGGAUGUAGAUAAACUGAUUCAAAAGGAUGCGGAAUUUCAGGUUGAUGAAACGUUUCAUGUAACUGAGGUUGGAACUGUUGUUGGUGGAUUGUUAACUUCAGGUAUUCUAAAGGAAGGCAAUUGGAUUCAAAUUGGACCUAAUAUCGAAGGAAAUUUUGUUAAAGCUCAAAUACAAUCAAUCCAUCGGUAUAAAGUUCCAUGUCGAGUUGUCCGAGCCGGAGAAAGUGCUACAUUAGCUUUAGCUAAUAAAGAACCUGAAUCUUUAGAGCAAUUGAGAAAGGGAAUGGUGAUUGUAUCGUUGACUCGCGAACCUCAUCUAGAAAACUCAAUUUGUCUAUAUUUUCAAGCUCGUAUGCAUGUACUUUAUCAUGCAACUAUGAUCUCAUCAGGUUACCAAGCAACUGUUCAUAUUGGUAAUAUUUGUCAAACAGCAGUUGUUAUUGCAAUUAUGGGGAAAAGAGGAAUCACAACAAAUGAAACAGCAUCAAUAAUGCUCAAAUUCCUUCGACAACCAGAAUAUGUCCAUCCAGGAUGCCGAGUACUCUUCCGUGAAGGACAAUCUAAAUGCAUUGGACAAGUUAUCCAGAUAUUUCCUAUCUCUGAACCUCAGAAUUGGCUUGAGGCAAUGUGAAAGACAUAUUUUUUGUAUCGCAAUUAUUUUCUGUUUUUCUGUUUUGUUUUUAGGGAAAAGAAAAUGAAAAUGAUUAAGCGAUAGAAGAACGAGAUUAGUUCACUCGUUGUUCAUCUGAUAUCCUCGUCUUAUGGUUAUCAAAAAAGGCAAAGACUUGACUAUGCGAUGUCGUUCAAAUCUUAAAUUAUAUGAGAAACAAAAUGACCAAAUUGAAUCAUAAUUAGAUCGAUCAAUAUCGCUCUAAAUGAUAUCAUUUAGCUUCGUUUGACUACUGACAGGUUGAAUAAUGGCUAAAACUGUCUAUUUCAAUAUUUAACGGAACAAUCUUUGUUUCAUUCGAUAACUAUUUCUUUAACCACCUCAAUAUUUAUUGAGCAUAAUAAUUAUGAAAACUUGACCUCACUCAUUAAGAUCUAUUCCCAUACCUCUGACCAUAUAUUUAACUCUGUGUUUUAAAAUUAAGACAACCAUUUCUAAAUAAUUCUCGUUAUAACUUUAAAAUGACAGAUUACUAAAUCCAUAUUUUUUCUCUUGAUUGUUUUGAAUUCUCAGCAAAGUACUAAUGUUUAUUAAUCAUAAAUGUAAAAAUGAAAUUAAUUACUGAAUCGGUUAAAUGUAUCUUCCAUUUGUUUUGAAAAUUAUGUUUAUUUGUCGCGAAUAAAUAUUUACUUGUUUCAA
Molecule: messenger RNA, 2902 nt
Organism: Tetranychus urticae (two-spotted spider mite)
Lineage: Eukaryota; Metazoa; Arthropoda; Arachnida; Trombidiformes; Tetranychidae
Product: GTP-binding protein 2
Biological process (GO): translational elongation
Molecular function (GO): GTPase activity; GTP binding; translation elongation factor activity
Source: RefSeq, a predicted model, not a curated record